This is a messenger RNA of Salvia hispanica, 697 nucleotides long. NCBI's taxonomy places the organism in Eukaryota, Viridiplantae, Streptophyta, Magnoliopsida, Lamiales, Lamiaceae. The record is from RefSeq and is a predicted model, not a curated record.
CCUCCCCAAGUUGAAAAUAUCUAAAAAAAUGGACCUAUUGGAGAAGGCAAAGAAGUACGUCGCCGACAAGAUCACGAACGUGGCGGUGCCGGAGGCAACAAUCGCGGACGUGGAUCUAAAAGGGUUCGGCCUGGACGGCAUCACUCUCCUCUCGAAGGUGUCCGUCUCCAACCCGUACGGCGUCCCCAUCCCGAUCGGCGAGAUCGCCUACACCGUGAAGAGCAAGGAGCGUGUGAUCGCCUCCGGCACCAUCCCCGACCCGGGCUCCCUCAAGGCCAGCGCCUCCACUCAGCUCGACGUCACCGUCAAGGUCCCGCACAGCGCCGCCAUUAGCCUGAUCCGCGACAUCAGCGGCGAUUGGGACAUUGACUACUGCUUGGAGCUGGGGCUCAUCAUCGACCUCCCUGUCGUCGGCAAUUUCACGAUUCCGAUGUCGUAUAAUGGUGAGAUGAAGCUGCCUACCGUCUCGGACUUGUUCUUUGGGUCGUCGGGUGAGACUGGUGACAAAGUUGAAGUCAAGUAAUCGACAUUGUUUUCUUUGUUUUAUGUGAUGAUACUUUUCCUUCCUAUCGAACUUUAUUGUUGUGCUUAUUUGCCGACUUUGUUAGGAGGUUUGAUUCUGUCUUACGUUUUUAAUUCACCUAUUUGCGUUUUCAAUCAAAUGUUUUUAGGCCAAUUUAUGUACUCUUUUUCUUCA